AUGAAGACAAACAUCGUCGUACUCAUUGCCCUCGAUAUCUUACCUGUACUUUCCAAGUCCACAGGAGAUCCAGAAAACCAAAUACAAUGUCCUAGUCUUCUUCCAAAUCAGCAUAUUUCCCGUCUUCACUGCAAAACGGCCGAUGGCUCUCUCAUCCAUGUUGACGGGCCAGGACCUUUUGACUGCGAAAUUUCCUACGUCGCCAUCCGUCCUCCGACAAGCAUAGGCAGCACGAACCAAGAUCCGGAAGAAUUGACAACCAACAAGCCUGGACACUGCGAGCUUCUUCUCAUCAAACUUACUGAUGACGGUCUUGUUCAACACGGUUGCUGUAAGGGUGGAACUGCUGUCUUUGUAACACAAGAGCAUCAGGUUCUACAGCCUGUAGAUCCCAACAAUAGUAUGCAAAAGCCUAUACGGCACUUACAGUCAGACGAUCAGAUAAUAGACGAGAAGCUCCAGACCAAGAGCGAAGAGGAGCUCAAAGAUGGAUAUGACGAUGAAGACGAUGAUGACGAUGACGACGAAGGAACGGAUAAGGGAGAAGAAGAUUAUGACGAUGACGACAUAGAGGAGGAGGAUGAUGAAGAUGAAGAGGAGGAUGAAUAUGGAGAAGAGGACUAUGAAGAUUACGGAAUUAAUGAAGAUAUUGAUGAUAGAGACUUAUUUAACUCUAGAGCUAGGCAGGAGCCUGAAGCGCAACAGAAUGCUGAGUCUAGGGAUCUUUAG
Messenger RNA from Fusarium fujikuroi IMI 58289, 729 nucleotides. RefSeq lists its product as uncharacterized. The record is from RefSeq and is a predicted model, not a curated record. The coding region runs from base 1 to 729 and encodes 242 amino acids. The transcript has a single exon. Lineage: Eukaryota; Fungi; Ascomycota; Sordariomycetes; Hypocreales; Nectriaceae.